CGGCCGAUUACCUUGUCUGAUCUACACUUCUUUGGCUGGCCUUGGUUGUGGUUUCUGACACACUUUCUCUCGACUUUUGUCCCACCGACGCAACGCAGACUAUCAUUCAAAUUUGGAACUGUGCUAGGAGGAGAUCCAUGUCGAGAUGACCGCAGACGUUGGAACUAGCUCUCAGCCAAGGAAUUCGAAGGAAGAAGGGGGGAGCGUGUUGGACAUUAGCCUUGGAGAAGUACGGAAAGGAGAGACUUCGAGCUUAACGGGAGAAGGAUCAACGAAUAAUGCAACGGCGGACGACUCGUUCGCAGUCCAGGACCAAACGCUCGUUGACGGUGUCAACAGCAAUGUUUCCGGUUCACAGCAGUCGCCUUCGAGAGCGGAACACCAGCAACACACAAAAUCCCCGUCAAGUUCUUCAGUUUUGUCUUCUUCGAAAGUUAAGGAGAAGGAAGUAAUGCCGACGGCGGCGACCAACGCCUACAGCGGAGCUUGGGACAUUACAAGCUGGAAUCCAAGUGGAAAGAGCAAAACUGGGGAUACAUCCUUCUCGACGAACCACGAUACAACUCUGGUCGCAGGUUCUGGUGCCGACCAGACAGUGGACAUUGCUCUCGCUACGUUAAGGAAGGAAGGCGACGAAGCAGGAGCCAGGAAAGCUGAGAAUUCGGAUUUCCUAAAGCCUUCGGAUGGCGGAGAAGUGGAAGGCGGAAGCGGCGCGAACCUUGCACCCAAACCGUCACCAACACCGUCCAGACGUCCUUCAGCACUUCAACUCAAACCGCCUUCACCACAACCUUGGGAUCUUGUCGAACCGCCAGAAGGACCUAUGAAGGGAAGAAGUGUCAACGAGCUUUCGCCCGCAGACAUUUCGCAGAAAUUUGGAGUAACUCCGUAUGUGGUUUUCUCGACUAAGUUGGAUGUAACAUUGACAUUCUCGCCUUUGCUCUAUUGUCGGCUUUUUUGA
This is a messenger RNA of Coprinopsis cinerea okayama7#130, 961 nucleotides long. RefSeq lists its product as hypothetical. The record is from RefSeq and is a predicted model, not a curated record. The transcript has a single exon. Bases 146 to 961 code for a protein of 271 amino acids. NCBI's taxonomy places the organism in Eukaryota, Fungi, Basidiomycota, Agaricomycetes, Agaricales, Psathyrellaceae.